AUGUCUGAAAACCAGAAACAGAACCCUGGCCUCCUCGGUGGUCUUGGAAAUACUCUAGGCAACACCGUUGGCGGCCUCACAAACACCGUCGGUAACACUGUCGGUGGCCUUGGACAAACUGUUGGUGGAGCGACCAAGGGACUCGGGGACACUGUUGGCGGAGCCACCCAAGGUCUCGGAGACACAGUGUCUGGUGCUGGGCAGGGACUGGGACAGACGACAAGCAGUGCGGGCAACAGCACGAAGGAUAACAGCACGAAGGAUACUUUGGCCAGCAUUGGAGGAGAGAGGAAGUAG
This is a messenger RNA of Aspergillus thermomutatus, 297 nucleotides long. RefSeq lists its product as uncharacterized. The transcript has 2 exons. NCBI's taxonomy places the organism in Eukaryota, Fungi, Ascomycota, Eurotiomycetes, Eurotiales, Aspergillaceae. The coding region runs from base 1 to 297 and encodes 98 amino acids. The record is from RefSeq and is a predicted model, not a curated record.